This is a messenger RNA of Paraglomus brasilianum, 510 nucleotides long. The record is from the annotation of a GenBank genome assembly. Lineage: Eukaryota; Fungi; Glomeromycota; Glomeromycetes; Paraglomerales; Paraglomeraceae.
AUGGCAGAGUAUUUAGCUUCAAUAUAUGGUACGGAGAAGGACAAAGUAAACUGUUCAUUCUACUUCAAGAUCGGUGCUUGUCGACACGGAGAUCGUUGUAGCAGGAAACAUGUCAAACCAACAUUCUCCCAAACUAUACUCUGUUCGAAUGUAUAUCAGAAUCCUGCUCACGAUAUGAACUGUAGCAUGACAGAGGAACAAUUACAGCAACAUUUUGACGAUUUUUAUGAAGAUUUUUUUAUAGAGCUAUGCAAAUACGGUGAAGUAGAGGAAAUGCAUGUAUGUGAUAAUGUUGGGGAUCACUUGAUAGGAAAUGUAUACGCGAGGUUUGGUUACGAAGAAGACGCACAGAAGGCAGUUGAUAAUUUAAACCAAAGGUUCUAUGCUGGUCGCCCAAUAUACGCCGAACUAUCUCCUGUAACCGACUUUCGCGAAGCCUGCUGCAGACAAAACGAGAAUUCCGAAUGCACACGUGGUGGUUUUUGCAAUUUUAUGCAUCUGAAACAGUAG